Molecule: messenger RNA, 979 nt
Organism: Suillus clintonianus
Lineage: Eukaryota; Fungi; Basidiomycota; Agaricomycetes; Boletales; Suillaceae
Product: kinase-like domain-containing protein
Exons: 6
Coding region: 394-795 (133 amino acids)
Biological process (GO): protein phosphorylation
Molecular function (GO): protein kinase activity; ATP binding
Source: RefSeq, a predicted model, not a curated record
CUGAUAUUAAUAGGAUAUCCGUGAAUUCGACCAGGUUUUAGUGAAAGACCGCUGUUAGUGUGAACGAACCUUCGAGGAUAGCGGGAACUUCUUGUGAGGCUUCACUGUAGAAGCUUCGCAGAAAAACGUUAGCAGAUUUUGCAAGAGAUUUCAUUCACAGUCAUUUGCAGAACACUAGGCCAAAAUGAAAAGACUACUUACACAGCGGUGUAUAAAUUUUCAAAUCAGAUACGAAGCAUGGGGCUCUCGGCGUCAUGAAGAAACUGACCGUCGGGCGUUGAAACUUUGUGGUCCGACGUGUUGCCGAAUGUUUGUCGUAAGAAUAACGUUGGAACGUUGAACCUACGUUAAUGUUGUGUUCAACUGGCUCUCGGCAUCCAUGCUCUCCACUGCAUGAGCAUCAUUCAUCGAGAUAUCAAAGCCGAAAAUAUUCUCAUUGAUGUACAAGAGAAUGUGCGGAUCGCUGAUUUCGGCCUCUGUUAUAUACAAGAGAAGCCCUUGGAUUUGGCGGGAACCAUCCAGUUUAUGGCGCGCGAGAUGCUACACAAUGUGAAAAAUUCACGUUCUAUGGAAUAUGGAUUCACUGUGGACUGGUGGACUUUCGGAUGCGUUCUUUACGAGCUUGUCUCUUGUAAUCAUCAGGCACUCUUUGCUACUGAGGAGGCCGUUAUAGACUAUGUUUCUUGGCACAAGCAGCCUGACAUAGUCAAGUUGUUUCCUGCAUUUGACAAACUUGAUCCAUCUGUGGCUUUUUUGGUUGCAGGGACCUUUGGCACUGAGGCGAUAUGGAUUUAAAGACCUCGUGAUGUACCCAUGGUUCUUAAAUCAUGGCGUGUCAGGAUUUUAUGACGCGUCCAAUCGUGCUCUUCGCCGUGCUGAAUAGCCAAAUAUGCGACCGAACUUGCACGAGGGACAGACUCAAGCAGAUAUCCUGGCACCCCUACCCGCUUGGCCCAGUGGCUGUCGGUCACAACACUUU